Messenger RNA from Globicephala melas (long-finned pilot whale), 3867 nucleotides. RefSeq names its product neurturin (gene NRTN). Gene Ontology annotation, molecular function: growth factor activity; glial cell-derived neurotrophic factor receptor binding; receptor tyrosine kinase binding. NCBI's taxonomy places the organism in Eukaryota, Metazoa, Chordata, Mammalia, Artiodactyla, Delphinidae. The record is from RefSeq and is a predicted model, not a curated record.
CAGACGGCGGGCCCGCGCGGUACCGGCGCGGGGGGAGGACCGGCCCCAGGGACAGAGAUUGGGAGGGCUUCCAGGGACUCCGGGUAGAUCGGUAGUUUCCCGCCUCUAGCCAAGAACCAGCGUGUGUAUGAGGGUAUGGUCAAGGGGCGACAGGUCCGCGCGUGGCAGGGGCGCGGGGAGCGGGAGGGCGAUCUUAAGCUUCUCUCCAAGCCAGGGUCUGGCCAGGAGAGGGGGGGUUCCCUGUCCGACGAGGCGGGAGCGCUUCUGCCUUCUCGGACGCCCUUGGGAGCGUCUGGAGAGGGGUGGAAGCGGGGGCAGCCGGAAUCCCCUCCCCAGCCUCUAGGAGGGCGAGACCCAGACACCCCUUAUGCCUUGUGGUCUACAAGGGGCCGCGGGGGGCAUCCGGAUCCCGCAGACCCUGGGCGGAGGGCUGCCGUCGCGGCCCAGCUGCACGCAGAAGUAAACAUCUGUCAGCGGCGCGUUCCAGCCGCGUUCCCUGCGCGCCGCCGCCGCUGCCGCCGGGGACACGGUGUCCUCCGGCAGACGGAGGCCGUGUGGCUGACCAUCCCGUGCACGCAGGCUGAGGAUGCAGCGCUGGAAGGCGGUGGCCUUGGCCUCGGUGCUCUGCAGCUCCGUGCUCUCCAUCUGGAUGUGUUGGGAAGGCCUGCUCCUCAGCCACCGCCUCGGACCCGCGCUUGCCCCGCUGCGCCGGCCGCCUCGCACCCUGGACGCUCGAAUCGCCCGCCUGGCCCAGUACCGUGCACUGCUGCAGGGCGCCCCGGACGCGGUGGAGCUUCGCGAACUGACGCCCUGGGCCGGGAGGUCCCCGGGUCCGCGCCGUCGGGCGGGUCCCCGGCGGCGGCGCGCGCGUGCGCGGUCGGGGACCCGGCCGUGCGGGCUGCGCGAGCUCGAGGUGCGCGUGAGCGAGCUGGGCCUGGGCUACGCGUCGGACGAGACGGUGCUGUUCCGCUACUGCGCAGGCGCGUGCGAGGCGGCGACGCGCGUCUACGACCUGGGACUGCGGCGCCUGCGCCAGCGGCGGCGAGUGCGGCGAGAGCGGGUGCGAGCGCAGCCCUGCUGCCGCCCGACGGCCUACGAGGACGAGGUGUCCUUCCUGGACACGCACAGUCGCUACCACACGGUCCACGAGCUGUCGGCGCGCGAGUGCGCCUGCGUGUGACCCUACCUCACCGGGCCUGGCGAGACGGCGGCCACGCCCCCCGCCCCGACAGCACCCACCGUCCCGCCUGGCAAGCCCCGCGACAGACUGCCCAUGCACAGAAAAUGCCGUCGAGAGCUCAGGACUCUCGCGAUAACUGUACCAAGAUAAAGUGUGGAAAAUCGAGCCCCGGCUGUGAUUACGCGCUCGGGGGGUGCCCACAUCUCGGAGGCGCAUGAGGGCGUACGGGGAGGAGGCGCCAUCUCCGUUGGGAAAAGGGGGACGGGUGCGGGUACCACCUGCAGGAUGGUGGAAGGAUUCCAUUUGCUUAGGGGUGGAGCUCUGAUCUACAGCCUGGCACUGUCCACUAGAACUUUCUGCUAUUGUGGAAAUGUUCUAUAUCUGCACCAUCGCGUGCACCCCUAUGGCUCUUGAGUCCUUGAAAUGCAGCUGUUGUGUUGGACAGAGUUUUUAAUGCUAAAUUAAAUUUAAAAAAGGUUCUCUCUUCUGUAAAUCGAAGACAACUUCAAGAUAAAAAGUAAAGGCAAAGCCAAAAACAGCCUCUGAUAGACAAUUCAAUGAUUGGAAAAACUUGACAGUACAUUUGGGACCUCCUGGAAGGGCAAAUCUGCUCCAGCGAGACAUUUUUAUGGAGUCUAAUUACAGAUCCAGGAUCUACGACGAAAACUGAGUGUCCGAGUUAGGUGUGCUGGGGGUGUGAAAUACACCCCUGGUUUCUAAGACUUAGGACGAGAGCGAGACAGUAAAAUUGUCUCAAUACUUCCUCUGUUCAUUACACAUGUAAACAAUACUACUUUGGAUCUGUUGGGUUAAAGAAAGCAUAUUAUUAAAAUUAAUUUCACCUGCGUCUUUUACAUUUUUAAAGUCGUGGCUACUAGAAAAAUAUUAAUUACAUGUGCGGCUUGUGUUCUGUUUCUACUGGACAGCAUGUGCUGCUCUAGAAUUUCUAAAAAAGGGAAAUGAGGGAUAAUGACUCAUUAUUUGAAACACACUCACCCUCUGGCCAGAGGGAUUGGUGCAAAGGCCCACAGACAUGCCAACAAAACAAGGGCGUUUUGGAUAAGCUACCUGUCCAUUGAUGUGGGACUGGUCGAAUUAUGGUCCCUUCUGACAACGGAAUACUAUGCAGUUGUGAAAAAUGAAUAAAAGCCUGGUUUUGGUAUUAGGGCAUCUUUGUCUGAAAAAACUUAAAAUAGAACUACCAUAUGAUCCAGCAAUCCCACUCCUGGGCAUAUAUCAGGAGAAAACCAUAAUCUGAAAAGAUACAUGCACCCCAGUGUUCACUGCAGUACUAUUUACAAUAGCCAAGACGUGGAAGCAACCUAAAUGUCCGUUCACAGAGGAAUGGAUGAAGAAGAUGUGGUACAUAUAUACAAUGGAAUAUUACUCAGCCAUGAAAAAGAAUGAAAUCAUGCCAUUUGCAGCAACAUGGAUGGACCUAGAAACUAUCAUACUAAGUGAAGUAAGUCAGACAGAGAAAGACAAGUAGCAUGUGAUGUCACUCAUAUGUGGAAUCUAAUUAAAAAUGAUACAGAUGAACAUGUUUACAAACUAGAAAUAGACUUACAGAUACUGGAAACAAACUUCUGGUUACCAAAGGGGAAACGUGGUGGGGAGGGAUAAAUCAGGAGCUUGGGAUGAACACACACACACUACUAUAUACGAGACAGAUAACCAACAAGGACCUACUGUAUAGCACCGGGAACUCUACUCAAUAUUCUGUGAUAACCUAUAUGAGAGAAGAAUCUGAAAAAGAAUGAAUAUAUGUAUAUGUAUAACGGAGUCACUUUGCUGUACACCUGAAACUAACACAACUUUGCAAAUCAACUAUACUCCAAUAAAAUUAACAUAAAAAUUUAAAAAAAUGAAUAAAGCCACUGUAUUGGCACAGCUCUGCAGGGUGGAUCCAGGUUUUCUGGAAGCUGAACUUCCAUAUUUUGGGAGCCUCUCUAAGAAACGGCAAAGAAAAUUGAGUCCAGACUUAGAUACAGAAAGUAAUCUUUAUUUAGGGGUCCCUGAAGCUUAAGCUUCAUCCACUUCAUGGUAAAUCUAUGUCUGCCUGAUAAAAAACAGGUUCCAGAAUUAAGUAGCUGGGUCUAAAUCUGCAGCGUCCAAUAUGGGGGCCACUAGCCCAUGUGGCUAAUGCAACAGAGGAACAGAAAUUGGGAAUGUCAGUAAAUUUCAAAUGUAAAUUUAAAAACUGAACAACGUAAAACAAGUUUGUUUUUUUUUAAUUAAACACUACCCCUUUCACUCCAGCCGUUGAAAAUUUAGCAUCCAAAUAGAAACGUCCUUAAAGAGUAAAAUACAUGCCAGACUGCCAAGAUUUCAUAUGAAAGAAAGAAUGGAAAAUAUCCUAUGUAAAGUAUCUCAUUAGUAAUUUUCUAUGUCGAUUACAUAUUGAGAUAAUGCUUUGGAUGUAUGGGGUGAAAUAAGAUAUAGCAUUAAAAUUAAUUUUACUGGUACCUUUCUAUUCUUUUUAAUGUGUCUGGUAAAAAGUUGAAAAUUACAUAUGUGGCAGAAAUCAGUUUGGCGGUUCCUCAGAAGGCUGAACACAUAAUUCCAUAUCACCCAGCAAUUCCACUCCUAGAUAUCUACCCAAAGGAACUGAAAAGCAGGGACUCUAAGAGAUAUUUGUAUGUCCAUGCUCGUAGAAACGUGAUUCACAAUAGCCAAAAGUUGGAAAC